GAAGGAGAGAUCCAUGGAGAAGUUUGUUGUGUUUCCAUUCUCUUUAGGAUGUGUUUCUGAAUCAAGUGUUCCAGUGGUCAAUACCAACAAAAGCCACAACACAAACAAUUCUCAAUUAAAUCACCUUCCAACAAAAAGACAAGUAGGAGAUCAAAGUCCAUCAAAAGUGAAAAUAAAUGGAGUUUUGGUGAGACGACGAAUUUCUCAAGGAGUAGACACAUUCAAAAGGAAUUUCAAAGGUUUCUAUCAAUUAUUUGUGUACAAAGAAGAGAUUGAAGAAAUGGAGAUGGAAAUAGGUUAUCCAACAGAUGUGAAGCAUGUAACACAUAUAGGAUGGGAUGGAUCUACAAAAAAUAAUCCUAUGAUUAAAAACUGGGAUAAUUCAAAGGAAUCUGAUUUACUUUCAUUUCCUUCUAUUUCUAUUCAACAAUUUGAACUUGCUAUGGCUUCACAAGCUGGUGGAUCCUCUAGGUUUUAGUAGUUGCAACUAAUUUU
Molecule: messenger RNA, 495 nt
Organism: Solanum verrucosum
Lineage: Eukaryota; Viridiplantae; Streptophyta; Magnoliopsida; Solanales; Solanaceae
Product: CRIB domain-containing protein RIC4-like
Exons: 3
Coding region: 14-478 (154 amino acids)
Source: RefSeq, a predicted model, not a curated record